GCUCAAUUUUGGGGAUUUCCAUGCGACAAACCGGAUACAAGUUAGGGAAGUUGCGUUUUGCUGCAUUCCUGUCUCUUAAUCAAGUAAAGAAUGUGUGGUAUAAAAAUAUGAAUGAAGACGAUGAAGAACUUUCGCUCAACGCAAAGUUUGAGCAGUUUCAAUUUGACAAUAAAGAUGAUGUGGUGAAGGACUCAGAUUUUGAAAACAGAAAUCCUUUCAGGAAAGACCCAGCUGAUCAGUUUCUGCAGAAGUUAAGAGGAAGUGAGCUUGAUCGUAAUUCAGUGUUUACCGAUUAUCUUGAUCCAAAGAUUUUGUUGUCCAAUGGUCCUAUUGAUCCAGCAUCGCAACAUGUUUCUGGUGCAACUGCUGUUAAAACAGAACUAGAGCAAGAUUUGAGAGGGGGUACAGAAUUUGCAACGGCGAUGGAGAAUAAGGCCAGUAAAGCAGAAAACACCAACGAUGGAGACGCUCAUAUGUUACACAAAGCUUCCUCCGUACCUCACCUACAUAGCCCAAACUCGAAGUUAUUAAAACCUAACCAAACAAGUUCACCGCGAAGAAAAAAAACGAGCGAAGCGAAUGGUAUACCGGAUCCUGUCAUGUUCAACGAUCUACUGCAUGAGAAUCAAAUGUUAAAAGAUAAAAUUGCGAAAGACGAAGAAGGAAGGAAAAAGAUCGUGAGUAUCAACCAUGCUUGGGACGCGCAGUACAAUUUAUUGACCCUGAAGUACACUGCGCUGGAGGGAGAAGCUGCACAAGCUCAAGAAGAGCUGAACGCUGUCAUCGUCAACAAAGACAAAGAGAUAGCAGCUAAAGACAAAAAAAUUGCUCGAUUAACCAAAAAAAUUGAAGUGUUUAUUAAUGGCUGUGAUGACAAGGAUGAUAAACCGUUAUGGGAGCAGGUUGACGAAAACGAAGGAAGUGCAUCCUCUGCGGUGGAGGACACGAAGAAAACGAAAGAAGUUCGGAAGGAUGAGUUUUCUGAAUCGUUGAUGUUAAUGGAGCAGAUUCUCGCGCAAGAGAAGGAGGACAAAAAGAUGGCUGUGCACCAAGCAAAGGACUUGAAGAGAAGAUGUCAGUAUCUAGAGAACGCGCUGCACCAACAAACAAAACAGUCGUUGUAUUUACAAACUGAAUUGCAGAGGUUGACAGGUGUCAUCGAGAAAUCGCAUGAAAACAAAAAGAAGCACAGCACCCACGAAUCAAGUCCUAGAAUUACGUCGACAAACAAUGAUUUUGAAGGAGAUGAAUUGAAAGAUGUGGAACUGCUGAAACAGCAGCUGCAAGUAUACGCUGAGGAUUUCAACGCAGAGAAAGAAGAUAAACAAAAGAUAAUCGAAGAAAAUGAAGAACUGAAGAAGAAGUUCACACAAUUUACGGAAGAAAAAGAAAAUCUCCUUAGACAGUUACAAAUUUACGAAGAAGAUUUUUAUAGGGAGAGAGAAAAAAGAAUCAAUUUAAUGAGACGAAAUGGAAAUUCGACGUCUAUACGUGAAGAGUAUCCUCCUCCUCGUCACCAAACUCCUCUUAGUCCGCAACCUGAAGAUGAUCCACAACAAAGAUGGAAAGAAUACUGUUGUUUGGUGGUCGAAAAAGAGCAGCUUUCUGACCGUAUCACUGAGUUAGAAGCACAAGGUGUCACUCGCUAUAACGGACGACAUCAGCCAGUUGCAUACCCUCAUUACCUUCCACGUGGCCGUGUCCAACCUUCCAACCAAUCUUCUGCUAGCUCCGAUAUAUCUCAUUUUUACACCGGUAGUGUUGUGCGAGAUGCACGAAGUGAAUGGUCGCCCUCCAUGUAUAACACCAGAGAAGAUUUAACUCCGUCCGAAUCGGGUUAUCGGAUGCCCAGUAAAAAAAAGCUUUACACGAAAUCUCGCUCUCCUCUGCCGUAGUGUUUAAAACCUUGAAAUAUAUUUUGUAAAAAGACACUGCGUUGAUAUUACUCACAGAAUGCACAUAUUGAACAUCGACUUUUGGAUGCAAAAGCAACACUGUCGAGAUUUUCAUCGUUGCGUUUUGUUGUUAAUAUGAUAGUUUUAGAAACAGGAUUAAUGGCUAACUACUACAUUGGUAUGCACAUUUGUAAAACUAAUCAAAAUUUCACCUGAUAAUGAAAAUAACAAGUCAAAAGAGAUAACGUCGUAAGGCACCAGUUGCUUCGAAAUCAAGAAAUACUUGUAUGUGACUGCCGAACUACUAACAAACAAAAAUCAAUAAAAACUUUGAAGUAAA
This is a messenger RNA of Hydractinia symbiolongicarpus, 2235 nucleotides long. RefSeq lists its product as uncharacterized. Bases 21 to 1895 code for a protein of 624 amino acids. The record is from RefSeq and is a predicted model, not a curated record. Gene Ontology annotation, biological process: cellular response to lipopolysaccharide; regulation of transcription by RNA polymerase II. Lineage: Eukaryota; Metazoa; Cnidaria; Hydrozoa; Anthoathecata; Hydractiniidae. The transcript is spliced from 13 exons.